GAAAAUAAUUUAAAGGCAACAUAACCUUUAAUAAUUUGUUGUAUUUUGCUUAAGCUUUUUCUUGCUGUAAACUUUUGAAUCAGCUGUUAAAGCUUUUUAUUUCAUAAACAAUGCACAUUUUGCGUUAGGUCAGCUACAAACAAAGCCGGCAAACUGGUUUGCCAGCCAAUUGCUAGCUAGUACGUAUCUUAUCUCAGCGAAAACAACGCAGUAUUACUCAUAACAAUAAGCAACGACGUAUCUUUGGGUUGCGUUCGAUUAGAAUGGGGAUUUUAGUUUCAGUUUUAUUUCGACCGCGUUGGAAAUGAGUGCCAAAAGUAUCGAAGAACUCUAUUUGGACUGCCUAUACCAUAUAUUUGAAUAUUUGUCCCCCGAUGACCGCCAUACUUUCGCACAAGUAUGCCGGAGAUUUCGUCAGGUUUUCAUCAAUCAGUACAGUAGUAAAUAGCGCGAAUUUACCCUCGAUAAAGACAGUUCAAAGCAAGAGCUGAUACAAUUUUGCAUCUGUCGGGAAGCGGUAGAUUCGUUAGCCAUCGAUCUGGAUCACUUUGACACGGCCAGGUGCUACAGAACCUAUGGAUGUGUAGCCCCGGUAAACUGUUUUGAAAUUCUUUACCAAACUUUGACCGGCAUGAUAAGCUUAAAAAACUUGGUUAUAAAUCAGCUGUGUAUGCUGAUCACACCCGUUGUCAAGCCCUUCGAUCAAAUUUUGGCUGCCGUAAGGCAUUUGCCUGAACUGAGAAGAUUGGAAAUUCAUGCAAAAGACGACUGCAGCGUUGAUCGUCUGCCUCAACUUCAGCACCUCGAAAGCCUGCAGCUCCUCAUACCAAAAAUUUCCACUCCAAUUCUGGUGAAAUGCUGCAAAUCGAAUGGCAAUCUUCGCAGCCUUCAUUUGGGCUAUGGCUGUGUGCAGAAGAAUUUGAGAGACAUAGUGCCCCACUGCAAGAACUUGGAGGUGCUCAAGUUCGGCAUGACUGCAAAGUCGUCGGAAUACACUCCACUGGCUAGGCUUCCGAAACUCAAGGAGCUCUCGUAUUCCGGAGUUCGCAGGAGCGGCUCCUUUGAGACACUUCUUUCGGCUUUGGCAGUCAAAUCACAGUUAACGCACCUGUCCAUCGAUGGAGGCAGUCUUACUCUGCAGGAGACCAGCCAGUUGGUCCGUAUCCAGAGCUUAAGGAACCUAAAGUGCUACUGCUCAACGACUGAUUGCGUGGAGAUGUUGGCCAAUCUAGCUAAUCUAGAGGAACUCUGCCUCUCCGUGUACCGACCAUUGGAUAUUUCAAUCUCCCUACUGCCAAUCAUUGCAAACUGUAGAAACAUGAAACUCCUUCGAAUAGCAGUCGGUAAUGUCGAUAAAAACUUUGUAAACGAUGCCAUUAGACUUUAUAACACUAAAGCAGCUGAUUCGAUGGCUAUGGUAGUAGAUAAAUAGUAAAUAUUAAUAUAAGAAUUUACAAAA
Drosophila gunungcola (fruit fly) is the source of this 1459-nucleotide messenger RNA. RefSeq lists its product as uncharacterized. Gene Ontology annotation, molecular function: protein binding. The record is from RefSeq and is a predicted model, not a curated record. NCBI's taxonomy places the organism in Eukaryota, Metazoa, Arthropoda, Insecta, Diptera, Drosophilidae. The transcript has 2 exons.